AUGAGAGAAGUCAUUCGUGUUAGAGACUUUCCUCAAAGUAAAGUACAAGAAAUUUCUGACGCAACAGGUAUAGCAUUUAAUGUUACCAUUGGUUAUUUCAAUGACUCAAGACAUAAUGAAAUAAAGAGAUAUAUACCAAAAGAAUGCGAAACUGUUAGAACUAUUGACUUACUUCUUGUUGAAGACCACUACAUGCUAAAUGAAAGACUUCCAAUGACAACAUAUUUCAUUCGAAACUAUAAAGAAAUUCUCAAAGCUUGUGGUGGAAUGAACAUUGAGAAACAGAUGAAGAUUUAUACAAAGAGAGAAGAUAAAUAUGUAGUUCGUUAUGAUAGAACAACACCGUUAUGGGAUGUUAUGAAAACAUUGUGGGAGUGCAAAUAUUUCGAACCUAUUUCUUAUGGAGAACUUUUCACAUAUACUACUGACUUAUAUAAACAGAACCUUGCACCAUUUAAAGAUUUGACAUAUGCUCCAAAGUAUUGUGUACAACUGAAGAAGAAAGCAGAGUCAAAAGAAGUAAAUAAAGCUAAAUGUAAAUUCAUUCCUGAGCACGUUUUCUUUGCUGACUUUGAGUGUAGUACGGAUGGCUUUCAUAAAGCUUUUAACAUCUGUUAUGACAGUGAAGAUGGUUCAGUGAGUGAAAGCAUUUGGGGUCAAAACUGUGCAACAGAAUUUUUGGAAAGACUUCCUGACAAGAGUUUAAUAUAUUUCCAUAACCUCAGUUAUGACAUAAACUUCAUCUUAAGACACAUGACAGAAGUGAAAGGAACUCCCAUCAUUAAAGGUUCACGAACAAUGCAAAUAACUGGUUUAUAUAAAGGACGGGCAAUUAUUAUAAAAGACUCUUACAGUGUUAUAAAUAAGAAGCUUAAACUAUUUCCUGCUAUGUUUAACUUACAAACAGGACCGAAAGAAGUAUUUCCAUAUAACUACUACAGCAGUGUUUUGUUAGCAAAUGACAACAGAACUG
This is a messenger RNA of Trichomonas vaginalis G3, 973 nucleotides long. RefSeq names its product organellar and viral DNA polymerase type B. The record is from RefSeq and is a predicted model, not a curated record. The annotation marks the transcript as partial. Gene Ontology annotation, biological process: DNA replication. NCBI's taxonomy places the organism in Eukaryota, Parabasalia, Trichomonadida, Trichomonadidae. Gene Ontology annotation, molecular function: DNA-directed DNA polymerase activity; DNA binding; nucleotide binding. The transcript has a single exon.